GCUUCGCUGAUGGGGAGGCAGGCACUGCAUACAAAGGAGCUAAGACCUUCAGUGAACGAACUCCUGGGAAGAAACAGGAAUGAGAGCAGCCUGAAGUGAGACCCUCUGCAAAGAAUCACAGUCAUGGAAUGAUCUGGGUGGAAGGGACCUUAAAGAUCACCUUGUUCCAGCCCCCUGCCAUGGGCAGGAACACCUUACAUGAGGCAAAAUCAUGGUUCUGAAUUUUGAUUUCAUUCUGAAUGAAUUCUGAAUGCUGAGCUACUCUCUCUCCCCCUGAGUCAGAUUUUGCAGAGCUAUGAAGGUUACUUUGUCCAAAGGAGAUAAAUUGUAGUCAGGGGUCCAUAAACAGAGAUCAGAGCAAGGAGUGGUCAUGGAGGCUGUAAAACUCAAUGCUGUACCUUGCAGCAGAGGUAGAAGGUCCACCACAGCUUGGGCAAGAGGAGCUAUUUUCUCUGUUUUUUUCUUGUCCUUUGAUGCCACUUCUAGCAGUGUCACUAGGGAGAUAAAAAGAGAGGAGCUGGCAGAAUUCCUUGGACCAGCAGGUCAGGCACCAGAGAGGGUCUGUGCGAGCUUUGGCACAAGCUCCUCUUCACCUCCCAAGGCUGACAAGCACAGCAAAGCCAAAGGAGCAUGGGCCAACAUGAAAGGGGAUUCUUCCAGCUGGCAGAGAUGGACAAGAAGUGCUGAGAACCUCCCACCACUGCUGCUGAAGUGCUAUUCCUGAACCAGUGACUCCUGCAGCGACAGCAGCCAGCUCCAAGGUGGGACAUCUGGCACCAGCUACUUACAGAGCACUGGUUUCUGCACAAGGACAUCCAAGGAGUUGGGCCCAUCGGGGCUGUACUCAAAGCUGGUGCUGAAGUCGUACUCUGCUGUCCCAUCUGGCAGCACAUGAGUCUUGGAGGAGUCUCCCAGCACUGCUCCGUUGUACUCCACACGCACCAAUGUAAACAGCAAGUUGCUUUUGAGAGUUUUCUGUCAAAAAAAAAAAGAGCUCAGAGAGCAGCUGGCUCUGCAGCAGCAUCCCAGGAUCAGAGUUCCUCUGGCAGCAGCUCAGCCCUUUCUCACGGUGGAGCAAUCAGAACCACAAAGCAACAUUCCAGAUGCAAUCAAUCCAGCAGUCUUUUCUUCCCAGCAUUGUUUAUCCUCCUCUCACCUCAUUCCUCACCUAAGCUGCUGUUUGCUGAAUCCAUCAGUGUAAGAGCAGGAGCUGAGCUUCUCCUCCACAUUCCCUCCCAAAUGCCAGUUUCUCUGGAAGACUUUAAGGACAGCUGGAUGCAUCACAUGGAAAUCACAGCAGUGGUGGUUUGAUUGGCACCAGCUCAUAGCCUUGAACUGGAUCCAUUGCCUUUUUAAACCAGAGCCACCCUACUGCUUUCAAUAUGAUUUAAACAGCUGGAGCUGGGAUGAAAAUCUGGCUUUACACCCAAGCAGCCACCCCGGCCCAGCCAAACGCAGGCGCUGCCCCCAAAACCGGCCGCUCCAAGAAGGCCCCGGAGGAGCCAGCGGCGAGGGCUCCAGAUGUGGACUCGCUGGGCUUCCAGGCCAUGGACCGCAACGUGCCGGGGCUGUCCCACGUCAUCCUGCAGAAGCUCAACAUGAAGAGCUAUGAGGACUACAAGUCUGCCAUGGACGGGAGGAAGAGCGGCAGCGAUUUCGGCAUCCGGACAUAUUUUGACAUGUUCCAGAAGAUGGAAGACACCUUCAAAUUUUGUGUUGAGUGCAAGAAGCUCCCCGAUGCCCUCCCGGACCCCAAAAGCCUCCGGCGUUGCAAGAGGUGCCAAAAUGUGUACUACUGUGGCGUGGCGUGCCAGCGUGCCAACUGGCCGCUGCACAAGAAGUUCUGCAAGAAGCUGAAGCUGGUGGCCCUGGACCGGCUGGUGGAGUGGCUCAUCUUCACAGGAGACAUCCCCUUUCCCACGGACACCUGGACAAAACCUGCCUGGGACGUGAAGGGCUGGGAGGACUGGUUCUCCAUGCAGGAGCAGCUGGAGGAGAAGCUGGGUGCCAUCGUGGCCGGGCGCUACAUGACCCUGCUGUGGGCCAACGCCGGGAAGCCGCGGCCGGAGGACGCGGAGCUGCGGGAAUCCAUCCGGCGCCUGGUCACCGACUUCCACUCGCGGCCGCUCACCAUCGGCCUGGGACUGCGGCUUUUCGGCAUCGACCCCCUCACCAGGCCCCUCACCGUGCACGUGGUGGGGGCUUCCCACGUGGAGACCCUCAACACGCGGCUGACGGACUAUGAUGAGCUGACGCGGAUGUUCCCGGGGCACCAGGGCGUGGAGAUGGUGAUGGUGGGGGUGGACGUGGUGGAUGGACCCAUCAUGAGGCCACCCCUGACCACGCUGGCGCCCCGGGGAAAGAUCUAUCUCAGCAGCUACAAGGGGCUCUACCACGACUUCUGGGAAAGCCACGUGGAGACCAAGCUGGCCGCCCCUCCUGACCUGGUGGUGGGCUUUCACCCCGGUUUCCAUGCCUGCCCAGACCUGCUGGCGGGCUGGCUGCCCACCCUGCUGCUGCUGCGGGACUAUCGCCUGCCCGUGCUCUUCACCGUGUACAGUGAGCAGGAGCUGAAGGCCUCCCUGCAGAUCCUUGUGGAGCUGGAGAUGCACAUUGUGGGUUAUGCCAGCAACCCCUUUGCCUCCCUGCGGCCCGAGCAGGUCUACUCGAGCCCCAACAAGCCGCCCGUCUACUGCAGCUCCCACUACAUCGCCCUGCUGGGAGCAGAGGCUGUGCCAGGGGCUGAGGAGCUGGAGGAUGAUGAUGGCUGGCAGGGAGGAGAGCCCAGUGCUGCUGCUGUGGCUGGGGGCAUUGGCCCAGGGCUGGGUUGAUUCCUGCCUGCCUUGACUACUCAACCCUCAGAGCCUCGCAGCCCAUGCAGGACCCUCUGCAUCCUGGGAUCAGCGAAAUCCCUCACUGCACACAUGGAGGCCUGGGGGAUGCAGCACCCCAGCACAGGCAUGGCACCCCUUCCACAGCACCAAAUAAAUCACUAUU
Molecule: messenger RNA, 2997 nt
Organism: Agelaius phoeniceus (red-winged blackbird)
Lineage: Eukaryota; Metazoa; Chordata; Aves; Passeriformes; Icteridae
Source: RefSeq, a predicted model, not a curated record